UGCCUUUAUUUCUGUGAGUGCAGGUACAGACCUCCACUGUUGUGGGGAGCCAGUGGUCAUAUCCAGACGGCCUACAACGUCCUCGUGGGCCACGUCUUUGUCCCAUCUCCCGUGGGAGAUAGACAGUCUCUCUCCACUCCCGAUGGGUCCACUGUGACCUAUGACCUCUACCAGCCACAGCACCCCACCGCCUCCUCCCUCUUCUUCCUCCUCUGUCCUGGCAUAGGAAACUGCAGCGAGACAUUCUACAUCAGAUCAUUUGUCCACUACCUACUGAGCAAUGGACAUAAUGUGGCUGUUCUCAACCAUGUGGGUACUCUCACAGAUGUGCCUGUCACUGGGAACAGGCUAUUCACUUAUGGAGGGACGGGGGACCUUGCCGCAGUGUUUGAGGAUUUACUCUCCCGUCAUCCCUCAUCACAGUGGGUCCUGGUGGGCUUCUCCCUCGGAGCCAACAUUGGUGUCAGGUUCAUUGGAGAGAGGGUCCACUGGAGGUCACACUUUCUCUGUGCCGUGUCAGUCUGCCAGGGUUAUGACCCCAACCAAGCCAUUGGUAUAUUCCCCAGUACAUCAAACCUCUCCAAACUCUACUCACAUCACAUCACCUCCAAACAACUCUCCCUCAUGCGGCGACAUCGCUCGCAACUCCUGGGGGAAACCCCUCUCGUUAACCUCCGGAACCCCGCCGGACGAAACAGCAAAAUCACUCACAGAGGUCACGACUGCAACGGGUUUGCGUUGGACGUGACGAAAAUUGCUGGACCCAGCAACGAAGCUCUCCUGUGGAGGGCUAAGUCUAUACACGAACUUGACGAAUACUACACUAGGAGAGUGCUGGGGUUUGAGAGUGUGAGGGAUCUCUGGCAGUGGAUGUCCUGUGUGGAACUGAUGGAGACCGUGACUGAUUUCCCUCUCCUCCUGGUGAACGCCUGUGAUGAUCCCAUCGUCCCAGAGGAGGUCCACUCUAUUCCCAUACACUACACUGUCCAGGUGCUCUGAUGACAGCCGCCAUUGUUCUCUUCAUGUUCAUGAGAGCUACUGCAGGCUACCUGAUUGUUCAAGACCCUGAAAGGGGCCGACUGGAAGAAAGGCGCUCUGCUGACCGCCACUCUCUAUCCCUCCGCCGUCUUUGGCAUGGGCUUCUUCCUCAACUUCUUCAUCUGGGGAGAACACUCUGUGGAAACGAGACUACCAUUGGUGGUGGAGGUCCUUCUCCCUCUCAGGUUCAGCCAGCUACUAUGUCAUGGCCUACGCCAUCAUCUACUACUACACCAAGAGCUGUGAGUAGCAGUGAUGAUGUCACUUUUAGUCAUGUGACUGUCACGUGAUAUGCUCUCUGGAGCAGUACUGUUCACCACCAUGCUGGCUCUGCUGUGCAUGUGGUUUGGAACAUCCUUCCCCCUCGUGUUCAGAGGGUCCUAUUUUGGGUUCCGGAAACAGCCGUACGAACAUCCGGUGAGGACCAAUCAGAUUCCUCGACAGAUCCCCGAGCAAGUCUGGUACCUCCAUCCAGUCUCUGCGAGUUCUGGGAUGACAGAGACCAAUGACAUCACCAUUACAUCACAAGACACUCUGCAGAGCCUGCUCUCAAGGGUUGGGCUUACUGAACACAUGGAGCUUUUUCAGUCCAAUGAAAUAGAUCUGGAAGCUCUGUUGUUGAUGAGUGACAAAGACUUCUCAGAAAUUGGUCUUCCACAGGCUGCACAGACAACUCUGAUGAACUCUCUGGGAAGAAGAACACCGUCUGCCGUGAGAGAAGAGGGCGUGGCCUCGUCCGCGGCUGAUCAGGGAGACGGGAGGGGAUUCCCCUCAGGCAGUCGGCAACAGGAAGACUCUUUAUAGCGACUGCCCUCCAUCUCCUAAGAUGAGGUGUUUGACAAGGCUGUCUGAGUGUGGCUAACAAUCUUCUUCCUCUCCUCUCUCUCCUUCCUUCUCUCCUCUCUCUGUCUCCUCAACACACCAUUUGCUGUACUAUGAUUCAAGCUCUAGCCACUAGUUAAGUCAGCACGCCUCAGCUGGUAAUAGAGUAACACUCACGCACACACACUGUUGAAAUUACAGACACAAAUUAUAUGUGUGUCCCUCUCUGUAAUGAUAUUUGCUAUUGAGACGCUAGUUCAUUCAUCAAUGGAAAUACGUGAUUUAGGGGCCCUGGGAUGUAGCUGUGUGACACUUGUAAGCAGUGAUUACGGGUAUGUGUUGAGUGAUCAUAAUAUGCCAGAUUAGUGCAAAACACAAGUUAGUAAAUGCAGAAUCUGUAUCUGAUAAUACACACGAAGGCUGU
This is a messenger RNA of Geodia barretti, 2284 nucleotides long. Lineage: Eukaryota; Metazoa; Porifera; Demospongiae; Tetractinellida; Geodiidae. The record is from the annotation of a GenBank genome assembly.